Nerophis lumbriciformis (worm pipefish) is the source of this 1143-nucleotide messenger RNA. Lineage: Eukaryota; Metazoa; Chordata; Actinopteri; Syngnathiformes; Syngnathidae. The record is from RefSeq and is a predicted model, not a curated record.
AUGUGUGUUUUGCUUUGCAGGAGUCUGGCCAUUGCAGCCAUGCUGAUGUAUGAUUACCCUCUGAAGACAGACAUGGAGACGUCAUUCUACUCAUCGUUAGUGAAAACCCCGGAGCCGUACGGUGUCAUCUUCUCCCACCCGGCCCACCUUUACCACCACAACCACAUGCCGGCUCUCACCCAGCCACACCCAGCCAGCCCGUCGCACACCCAGAUGGAGCCUGUGGACCUGUCUCUGAGCAAGCGCUCGUCUUCCAGCACCACCUCCUCGUCCUCCUCUCCUCGCUGCUCAUCUGCCUCCUCUCCGGCCUCUUCGCGCAGCACCCCGCCGUCACCUUACAGCAGCUCCGGGCGUGUUUCCCCGCGUCGUUCCCCUCAGCUGACCCAGCGGCACUCCUCGCCGUCCCACGCUCUCCCUCCGCCCGGCGCUUCGCUAUCGUACCCCGCCAUGGUGGCUCCGCUGAUGGGAUCUGGGUCGGGGGUCAUCCAGAGCUCGGGGGUAAUGGUCUCUCCGGUCAUGGUGCCUCUGUCUGUCCUGUACCCCUCUCCUCUCCACCUGCACCAACCCAUCAUGGUGAGCCCACCUCUUACCUCGAAUGAUGAUCCUCAUCAUCACCAUCAUCAUCGAAGCAGAGACCACAAGACUGUACAAUCUACAAAGUCAUUGGAAGGACGAGGCGAUGCCCACGACGUGCUCAAGCGAAUCAAAACUGAGCCUCAGCCUGAACUCAUUCAUGAGCACCACAGCACCCACGACAUCAAGUCAUCCGUCAUCAGGAUACAACAUGAAUAUGAGGGCAACAACCCAUCAGUCAUUGUCCAUUCAGCCAGCCAACAUCCUAUCCCCGCUGACUCUCCAGACACAUUGAAGAAAAGAAGAAUCCACCGCUGCGAUUUCUCCGGUUGCAACAAAGUCUACACGAAAAGUUCGCACCUCAAAGCACACCGCAGGACCCACACUGGUGAGAAACCGUACAAGUGCGUUUGGGAAGGCUGCACAUGGAAGUUUGCCCGGUCGGACGAGCUCACUCGACACUUUCGCAAGCAUACGGGCGUCAAACCUUUCCAGUGUCCUGACUGCGAGCGCAGCUUCUCUCGCUCAGACCACCUGGCCUUGCAUAAGAAACGCCAUCUUCUAGUGUGA